AGAGAGAGAGAGAGGCGGGGUUGCAGUGAUUGUUCUCAGUUGCGCUGUGGAUGGAUAGAUGGAUGGCUGGAUGGAUGGAUGGAUGGAGGGAAUACUGAUGGAGUUGGCGGUGGAUUUUUGAAAGUAAAGGAGAAGAAAGGCGUUUCUCUUCUUUUCCUGUCGGACUGCUCAGUGACUUUACCAAGCGGAGAGGGCGAGAGAGCGCAGUACGGAUGGACGGAGCACAGUAAAAGAAGAGUUUCCGACCGGUCAGCAGUCUACCUUUGAUGAGCUGCCACCUAUAAGUGGUGACAACCAUGUUAUGUCGCCAUGAUGACCACAUUGUUUGGUAACAUAGCUCAGCAGCACAAAAUGCUGGGGAAUACAAAGCGUUUUUUUUCAGCCUCGGAGGACAAGGAAGGGGAGGAUGAGGCAGAGGAGGAAGAGAGGAGGAGGAGAGAGAGGCAGAAUGGAGUGAUGGAUGGAGAAGAAGAGAGUCAGAGAGGAGGCCGCCAGUCACGUGAGGGCAAGGUGGAGGGGCUAAAACCAGCUGCUAUCGUGAUCGGACGGCAAAGAGGGGACAGACAGCAGUGGGCGGCCAAUCCCGGACACCGAGGCGUUCCUUACCCUUACUCAACCAAUCAGGCGAUACUUCACCAUCAGCCAGCCAGCCAACCGCUUCCACUCACUCAGCAGCAGAUUUACAAAGUCCUCACCAAUCAGCAAGUUCGGCGGCGUCACAUGGAACGCAGCAUGACCACCAUCAGCCCGCUGGAGGACACGUACCUGACCAUGAUGGUGUUCCGCAUUGGGAUACCGGAUAUAAAACAAACGAAGUGUUUGAGGUUUGAUCCCGAUGCGACUGUGUGGAGUGUGAAGCAACAGGUGAUGUGCUCUCUGGGUGAAUCCCUGUGGGAUGUGUAUAAUUACGGCCUUUUCCAACCAGCCGGAGAGGGGCGGGAUGCCUGCUUUCUGGAGGAGGAGCGAUCGCUGCGAGAAUACCCACAAUUCCUUGAGAAGGGUGUGCCUUACCUGGAGUUCAGGUAUAAGAGCAGGGUCUAUAAACAGACCAACUUGGAUGAGAAACACCUGGCCAAGCUACACACCAAGGCUAAUCUGAAGAAGUUUCUGGACUAUGUUCAAAAUGCAGCCCUAGAGAAGAUGAGUAAAGCUCUGGAGAAAGGGCUGGACCCCAACUAUCACGACCCAGAGACCGGAGAGACCCCACUGACACUAGCAGUGUUGGGGAGUCUCACUGUGGAGGGGAUUCGAGUGCUGCUGCUAAACGGAGCUCAUCACGACUUCAGAGCAAGAGACGGAUUUACUCCACUGCACAAAGCAGUUAGAGCCCACAACCACGCCGCCCUGCUGACUCUGCUGUCAUUGGGGGCCUCUCCAGACUAUAAAGAUCGCUGUGGUCUGACGGCGCUCUACCACUCUGUACUGACAGGGGGCGACACGUCCUGCUGUGAAACCCUGCUAUACUACAGAGCACGGCUUGGUGUCCGGGAUGAGAAUGGCUGGGACGAGUCUCAUCAGGCAUGCCAGAAUGGCUUUGCUCAGCACUUAGAGCAUCUGCUGUUCUAUGGAGCGGACACCACUUCCCAGAAUGCAUCAGGAAACACUGCACUGCACAUAAGCGCUCUGUACAAUAAGGAGAGCUGUGUCCGAGUCCUCCUCUACAGGGGAGCCAAUAAGGAGAUGAAGAACAAGCAUGGCCAAACCCCCUUUCAGGUCGCUGUGAUGUCAGGCCAUUUUGAGCUUGGAGAGAUCAUUAAAAAUCACAAAGACACAGAUGUAGUUCCGUUUUUGGAGUCUCCCAAAUAUGCUCCUCAGCGAGUCGAGAGUGGGCGGAUUCUACCCGUGUCUAUGGCCCUCCCCCACCCCCACCCACUCUUAAGAGCCAAGAGUGAGAAUACCAUGGCCACGUCCUCUGACAUCGUAGCUCCACCCAUCACUGCACCUGUACAGGGUCAGCGUCGGGCAUCUUUUGCACUGAGGAGCUCCAGUAGUCCUCGUGGGGCCAGAACCCGAUCUCCAUCCCGGGGUAGAGGGGUGGAACCCGAGAGUAAACAGCAGAAACAGCGCGGUAGGCAGGGGGGUGGCGGGGGUCAGAGGCGAAGGCUGUACAGUGCAGUUCCUGGACGUGUGUUUGUAGCGACGCGGUCACAUUCUGCUCAGGGGGAGCGCGAGAUCAGCCUCAGCAAGGGAGACAAGGUCAAAGUGCUGAGCGUUGGAGAGGGAGGGUUUUGGGAGGGAACAGUGAAGGGUCGCACUGGCUGGUUCCCUUCGGAAUGUGUAGAGGAGGUUCUGCCCCAGAGCCAGGAACCAAGACCAGAGAGUCGCAGUGAGAAGGCCAAGAGGAAGUUAUUCCGCCAUUACACUGUAGGAACGUAUGAUGGGCUGGAGAUACCCAGUGAUUACAUCAUAAAGGAGAAGUCUGUUCUUCUGCAGAAGAAAGAAAAUGAGGGCUUUGGCUUCGUCCUCCGAGGAGCUAAAGCUCAGACUCCCAUUGAGGAGUUCACUCCCACUCCAGCUUUUCCUGCUCUUCAGUAUUUGGAGUCUGUGGAUGAAGGAGGCGUGGCCUGGAGGGCGGGGUUACGAAUGGGGGACUUCCUGAUUGAGGUGAAUGGGGUGAAUGUGGUGAAGGUGGGCCACAGGCAGGUGGUCAACAUGAUCCGUCAGGGUGGGAACAGCCUCAUGGUGAAGGUCGUCAUGGUAGCUCGCAAUCCUGAGAUGGAGGAGGUGCCUAAGAAAAAAGCUCCACAGCAGACCAAGAGGCUGACCCCCCCUGCCAUCACACUGCGCUCCAAAUCCAUGACCUCGGAGCUGGAGGAGAUGGUAGAAAAAGCUGCGUCGCCGUGGAAGAAGAAGCCAGAUCAGUCCGAGAGCUCUCAGCCUCCCGAUAAGAAGAGGAGUGUUUACCAAAUGGCACUUAACAAGCUGGACGAGAUUCUGGCCGCUGCUCAGCAGACAAUCAGCACGUCUGACUCUCAGGGUCACCGGGGUCACGGAGGCAAGAAGGACCGGAACAAGGGCUUCUAUGCUAAUGAGCAAAGUUUUGACCAAUCAGGAGGUGUUGGCAUGAUGUCAUCAGGGUCUGGGUAUGGUUCUAAUUAUGCCCAGUUUUCAUCAGGCCACGCCCCUCAGCAUGGUAUGAUGCUUCGUCAGAAAUCUGUUGGAGUAGCAGAGGAGGAAAGGGGGCAUUUGCACCCCCCAACUAUGAAACUCUCUCGCAGCCUGUCCGUCCCGGGACCAGAUGACAUCCCACCUCCCCCUGAGACGACUGCACCGGAACCACCCCUGCCUGCUAGCAGGAGAGUGGAGCUAACCCACGCUAACCCUGCCCCUCCAAUGCCCCCUUCCCACUACCUUCCCCAUGGCCAGGUGUCAAACAGGGCCCCUCCGCACCCACCCCCUCGCAGGGUGGAGGCUGAUACUGUAAGAAGGGGAGGAGCUAAGAUGGGUGGUCUAAGGCGUGGUUACAGCAGUGCCACACCCCCCUCUGACAUGGCUCCAAAGCAGCUGCCAGCACAGCGCAGCCAAUCUCCAGGUGUGGCCAAAUCGGCUGGUCGGCGAGGAGGAAAGGGGCCUCUGUUGAAGCAGCGUAAGGUGGAGGAGGGUGGGGCUGGGCAGACAGAGAAGAGCUCAAUCCCCAUCCCAACCAUUAUCGUGAAGGCACCUUCCACCAGCAGCUCUGGACACAGCAGCCAGAACAGCAGUGUGGAAGCGGAGCCUCCUCCACAACUGGAUGAUGAAGAGGAGGAGCCUCCCAGCCCUGAGACUCCUGCCGGCCUACCACCUGUCCUGCCACCCAUUCACACAUCAGAACGGGUGGAUAUCAGUACUGGAGGCACGGCUAAACGAGAAAGAGAGCGUUACCGAGACUCCCGCAGGAAAAGCACUUCCUUCUACUACUCCUCUGAGGAGGACAUGCUAGAUGAGCCAGACUCUGUCCAAACUCCAUCUGAGUCUGGCACCUCCCCUCGCCUCCGCCCAUCUAAGUCCAUCGAUGAGGGUCUUUUCUCUAGCGAUGCCGGCAGCAUGCCACCCGCUUUUGGACUGCCGCAGUAUGCCUCUGCCACUCCCCACCAUGCCACCACCUUCAUCCAUCCUCUUACUGGGAAAGUUCUGGACCCUGCAAGCCCCUUGGGCCUGGCACUAGCUGCUCGGGAGCGGGCUCUCAAAGAUGAUCGGCGUACCCGCAGGGAAGACAGACAUUUUGGCCGACAGUUUUCCACUGCUGGUGCCUUUCCUUCUGCUACCCACAACCCUCAGCACCCUCAACACCCUCUGCACCACCCAGUCUCCUCCACUUAUAUGCACCAAUCACACACUGCCCUCUAUAUGAGUGGCACAGGCACCACCCCUUCAUCUACAGGGCACUCCCCUCUGAGCCGACCCCAGUCUCCCCGGAUGCUCCCCUGGAGUGGGGAGGCUGGGGACAGAGAAGGCAGAGAAGCUCAGAAGGUACGGUUUACAGCUGACAAAACCAACCAGUAUCAGACUUUUCUUAGAGAUAGGGAAGGGUACGGGAAGGUGCCACCUCAGGCCCCUCGUAGACCCUCCUUACUGCGCAUGGAAAGUGAGAUGAGCAGUAACGCUACAGGCUAUGUGAGCCAUGUGCCCUCUAGCCCUGCCCAGGAACCCGCAAGAGGGGGAGAUAGGGCCGUACAGAAACACAGAUCAACAGACAGAGAGAGAGAUGAAGAAACAGAUGGAGAUCCUGUGGGAGAGAGUGGAGGGAGUGUGAUGGUUUUGCCUCCUCCAGCACCAUCAGUUGAUGUGGCUGAUGAGUUCGUGUUUGCCGAGCCCCUGCCCCCUCCUCUACAGUUUGCUAAUGGAGAGGACAGAUCAACCCAAGGAACAACAGGGUACACCCAUCAACAGCAACAUGACCAAAGCCCUCAGUCAGCACCACAGUCUCUGCAGGAUCAUAAACUACCCCUGACCCAUGAACCCCCAAGACCCACAGAAUCCUCUCAGUCUCUGCCUGAAACGCAGUCCCACUCUCAGUCCUCACACUUUCAUCCCUCGGCAAUUGUUCAUCCUUACCUCUUUCCUCCAUCUCCUCUGCUCCCACCUCCCCAGCUCUGCCCAAAAAUACCCCCAGCUAAUCCGCCUCCACCCCCGCAACCAUCCCAGCCACCCCUGCCUUCCCCACAAGCAGGGGACUCUGCUGCCUCCAGUCUAACAUCAUAUGACAGUGAAGUGGCUAAUCUGACCCAGUCAGCUCUCUCUCCAACCCUCCCAUCUCCACAGACCUUCCCUUCAUCCUCCUCCCCCUCUGCUCCUCCUACAUCCUCAGACCCCACCUCUCUGCAUAGACCUCAACCACUUUUCUAUCCACCCCAAGACCGCAAUGCUACUCUUACCUAUGCCACGAUGACGACUGCUGCCAUAUCCACAGCAACCGCUGCUGUGGUCACUGUCACCAUGACGAUGCCUUCAGCAAGUAUGCCAGUCCUCACGGGGGACCAGCUCCCGCCUGCAACAAAGAGUCACGACUGGCUAGAAGCAGUGGUAGAUUCUGGGAUUGAGGAGCCGGACAGCCACAGCAGCAGUGACCAUCACACAGAAAAACGCAUUAGUGGACAGAAAGAAAAGAGACAACAAGAGAGGAGGAUUGGCAUAGAGAGUGGUAAACUGAGGGACGAGGUGAAAGCAGGAAGGAGAGUGUCCCUGGAUUCCUGUCUGUCCAACCCUGACAGGCACAAUGUUAAAACACACAAUGACAUGCACUCCAAAAUGCACAUGCACAAAACCAAACCUCCACCGCCCCCACACACUAAACCUCACACACACAACACAGCCAAAAUACACGCGCACACAGAAGGUGGCCGAAUGGUUCCAACCUUACGGCGACAGACCAGUGCGGCUCCUGGCCUCUACAGGCCAGACGAGGAGAUGAUGGGGGAUAGAGGAGGACUGGAGACGAUGGUGAAGGCUCCGACUUUUAUGGACCGACGAUUGAACUCUCCUCUCUCCAGCAUGAAGGCCAGCAUCAUCAGCGAACUCAGCAACAAGUUGCAGCAGCUAGGGAGUUGGCAGGGCCAAGGGCUGCAGCAGUCCCAAAGGUUUUCAGAAGACCUGUCUUCAUUACUUCCCACAGGUCAUGCCCAGCCAUCCCUCAUCCCCUCUGCUCAGACACUUCAGAGAGCUCUGUCCCCCACUUUACCUACUGUUCCUAUAACCCCAACUAUUAGCCCUAACCCCUUAACUCAGACUCUUACCCCUAACCCCUUAGCUCCAACUAUUAGCCCUAAUUCUUUAACUCAGUCUAUUACCCCUAAUCCUUUAACCCCGACACUAACUCCAACCUUACCUUCUAACCCAUUAUGCCCUAAUCCCUUAACCUCUCCUCUAAUCUCUAACCCAUUAACUCCAAGUCUGUCUCCUAACCCCUUAACCCCUACACUCACAGGUAAUCCCAUACCCUCCUCGCCUUUGACACCAACCCUGAACCCAACCCCACUUCCUACUAGCCCUUUGACACCAUCCCUGACCCCUCUUCCACUCUCCCAAUGUCCAGCUCAGCCUCCUACCUAUGCUAACUGGACCCACUCCCCUUCUCCUAUCUCUUUCUCCCACUGUCCUCUGUCUCCUCCCUCUCUCCCCCAUGCUCCUCUCUCUCCUCUCUCCCUUGCCCAUCCUCCUCUGUCCCCUCCAUCUUACGCUCACCCUCCCAUCUCCCCUAUAUCUCUCUCUCACCCACCUCUUUCUCCUUCUUCCGUGUCUCAUCCCCCUCUCUCUCCGUCCUACUCACCUUACCCCACCUCCCCGAAGCAUCGGGCCAAGUAUCGAGCUAAAGCUAUGGAGUUGUUUUCUGCAUCCGAAUCUCGCCGUUCUGAGUGUCACAGUCAGCGCCGUCGUGCUCCAAGCCCCUUGAUUUCCUGCUCAGAUCGACCUCAGCCAGGUCCACCACGUCCUUCCUCUCUUCCCCUCUUUCCUUCUGCACCCCUCUAUGGCUCUCCCUUUGAUAUGCAGGCCCCUCUCACCCCUCCGUCUACCUCCCAUCCUCUGGCUGAGCAUUUCUUCCCUCAAACUCCACCUCUAAUGCCCUCUCCUUCCCCAGCCCAAACAUCUAAUCCCCUGCUAGUCUCUCGCUCUCUCUCCCCUACCCACUUCCUGUCAGGUGGCUCCUCCCCCUCCUGUAUGAGCUACCCACCAACCCUCACACCUCCCCCACCCAAUCGACCUUUUGCGUCCAAGCCUCUCCCUUACUGGAGCAAAUACGACGUCGCUGAUUGGCUAACCUACCUGAACCUGGCAGAGCACCGAGAGCGUUUCCUAGACAAUGAGAUUGAUGGCUCCCACCUGCCAUCUCUGACGAAGGAGGACUUCCUGGACCUCGGAGUGAGCCGUGUCGGACACCGCAUGAACAUUGAACGUGCGCUGAAGAGGCUUACUGACAGGCUGUCCUCUCCUUUCUCUGUCUCCACCGUUUCCUCUGAGGGGCCGAUUGAGCGUCUGAGAGACGAGGGCACUCAGAGCUGAGGGAGUUUACACUACAGACAGAGCAGGGCUACGAACUGGGACACCACUCUGAGAGAGGAGAGAGUAUCUCUGAAGAUGGCCUCGUAAUACGAGGAUCAUAGAAAAACUCUAAAAUACACACACAAACACAAUGACAGCAAGACUGAACUCUGCAUUUAACACGGGAUGCUCUUCAAAUCCGUCUCAAUCUGCUCCAUCAGUUAAAUUCACCCCGAUCGCCAGAGCGGUGGCAGAUAGGACGUGAUCAAAUGGAUGAGUGGGAACUCCGAUUCAUUCCUCUCGAUCUUGACCAGGACGGAAGUGAGAGUUGGCUUCCUUGUUGCUGGAAUGCUGAUGUGAUUUUGUUUACUCUUGAGGAAGGCAGCGUAAACUCCGAAAUGUAAAGUUUAUUGAUUACUAUAGUAAUACAAUGAUCUUUAUUGUUGUAAAACUGUGUGCAGUUGAUGUUCUUAUCAUCCUUACCAUCAAACACACGCUGGCGACGACGAUGAUGAUGAUGAUGAUGAUGAUUAAUGAACAUUGGCUCUAAGAUUUUUAUUUCCAUUCAUAAUAAUGAUAAUGAAGAUAAUAAUGGUAAUAAGAAUAAUAAUCCGCAUUUAACAGAUAAGUACAUUAACAUUUUAACGCUGUAAGCAUAAUCAGUCUUCCAGAUAGCAGAACGCAGUGAAUUCUCCCUUUGGGUUUAGUUUCUCUUCAUCUGCUCUCUGUACAGCUUACACACACACACACUCGCACGCACACACACACCCACACACACCGUGAAUCAGACUCGGACACACUCGCACACAUUCAAACGCCAUACAGAUUUGAGUGUGGGGGGGUUCGCUCAGAGAGAAUAGGAUAACUUCAUUUUAUUUGAGAGAAUAUUUUAGGAAAUAGUGAAAUCUAUGAAAUUAUUGAGAACUAUAUACAUUAUGAAGAUGUUUAUGCAGAGUUAUCUAGAUUUAUCAGGUAUUUCUGUUGCUAUGUAAGAAUGAUGAUUAUGAUGGUGGUGAUCUGAGAUUAAUGAUUAAGAUGUUUGAAUAAAUGAUAAUUAUACUCCA
This is a messenger RNA of Pygocentrus nattereri (red-bellied piranha), 8519 nucleotides long. RefSeq names its product SH3 and multiple ankyrin repeat domains protein 1. Gene Ontology annotation, cellular component: postsynaptic membrane; postsynaptic density; dendritic spine. The transcript has 28 exons. Lineage: Eukaryota; Metazoa; Chordata; Actinopteri; Characiformes; Serrasalmidae. The coding region runs from base 310 to 7476 and encodes 2388 amino acids. Gene Ontology annotation, molecular function: synaptic receptor adaptor activity; ionotropic glutamate receptor binding. The record is from RefSeq and is a predicted model, not a curated record.